GUCCUCCCCUGACCCUUUUCACACGCCCCCGACGCAACCGCAUCGCCGCGGGCUAUAUCCUCCCCUCCCCCGCCUCCCACCCCACCUCCGCAUCCAGCCUGAUCCAGCGCCGCCGCCGAUCCCCAGCAUCUUUGCUUUAGCAUCCCAGAUGUUCCUCACCCAGAAGUGCAGCUCGCUCCUCCCGCCCAACCACCACCACUCGGACGCCGCGCCGCCCAAGGCCAGCCGCCAGCGGAAGCAGCAGCAGCUGCUGACGGCCAAGGCGGCCUGCUUCGACGCGGCGCUGGCCGCGCGCCUCCGGGGCCUGCUGCCGGGUCCGGCGCCCUCCUCCCCGCUCGCGGCGCUCGCGCGGCUCGCCGACCUCCUCGCGCUCACGCUCGCGGAGGCGGCGCCCGCGCUCGCCGGCGAGGGGGACGCGGCCGCCGUCGCGGCGCACCUCGACGCCGGCGUCGCGCUCCUCGACGCCUGCAACGCCAUCACCGCGCGCCUCGAGCGCCUCCGCCGCCGCCGCCUCCUCGCCCGCUUCGCGCUGCACCUGCUCUCGUCGUCGCCGGCCGACGGGCGCGAGCGCGCGCGCGCGGACCGCGACGACCGCAGCUCGUCGUCCCCUCCGCCCCCGCUCCCCUCCCUCCCGUUCGACCAGCCCCGCGGCCGCCUCUCCGCCGCCGCGCGCGUCCUUGUCGCCGUGAGCGCCGUCUCCUCCCUGGCCGCCGCGGCCGCGGCCGCCGUCCUCGGAGAAGCCUUCCUCGACGCGGCCGCCUUCCCCCGCGUCUCCGGCGGCGACUUCCCCUGGGCGGAACCCUUCAACGCCGUGUCCGGCCAGCUCGCCGCCUACAGCGCCGCCAGCGAAGUGGACGCCAUCGACGAGGCCGUCCAGAGGCUCGCGUCGGUGCUCGACGGCGAGGACGACGAGGCGGCGGUGCGCGCCGCGGCGCAGGAGGUGGAGAGGCGCACGGAGGAGCUGACGGCGCGGCUGGACCGCCUGUCGGACGCCGUCAACGGCGUGUUCCGCGCGGCGCUGGGCCUCCGCAACGCCGAGCUCGGCAGCUUCACGGUCGGACCCGCCGGGAAGACGUGUGCGUAGCCUUCCUUUUUUUUCCCCACUCGACCUCUGACUGCAAGCGUGUGCGUCGUUGUACAUGAGGCUGUAGGAUGCUGCUACAGUUCAGUGUUGUGGUGCGUGGCAGGCAGUCUGGGUAAGUGUCGUAGCCAAAGGCAGGAUUGGUUGGGCGAAUGUGUUGGUAAAAUCGUGUGUGUUAAAAGAGGAAGCCGCAUACGAGGAUACAUGUUGCAUUUUGCGCCCUUUUGUACAUGUGGAAUCCAAUGCUGUGUGGAAAAAGAACAUGUAUGUGCUGGAAAUGUUCAAUCUGUCUAUGCAGUGUAAUUUUGAGGCGUAAUACUAUGAGGAAUCUGAGAUGCA
Panicum virgatum (switchgrass) is the source of this 1420-nucleotide messenger RNA. Its product is annotated as protein BPS1, chloroplastic-like. The coding region runs from base 149 to 1084 and encodes 311 amino acids. Lineage: Eukaryota; Viridiplantae; Streptophyta; Magnoliopsida; Poales; Poaceae. The record is from RefSeq and is a predicted model, not a curated record. The transcript has a single exon.